AUGGUAGAAAAUAAAACAAUAGUAAUGACAUCAGAUAAAACAGAUGAAUCAAAAUUAUCAAUAAGAAAGGUAAGUGAUAAUCCUAAAAACAAAUCAUUUGAAAUAUUACAUUAUAAUGAAUGUUUGACAGCAAGAAAAUCAAAAAUGGGAACUUUAUUUAUUCAAUUCACCCCAUGCAAUAAUUUAAAAUCACAAAGAUGGGAAGCAGUUUUGAAAAGUAAAAUUACGUCUAAAUAUUUAAAAAUAGAACCAAAAAUAAAAAUAUCAAAAUCAGAAGCCGCAAUAGAACAUGUUUUAGAAGAACUAACAAAAUAUACAAAUAGCAUUUAUUACACGUACAAUAAAAAGAAAUAA
Molecule: messenger RNA, 354 nt
Organism: Hepatospora eriocheir
Lineage: Eukaryota; Fungi; Microsporidia; Hepatosporidae
Source: the annotation of a GenBank genome assembly